Molecule: messenger RNA, 1064 nt
Organism: Ipomoea triloba (trilobed morning glory)
Lineage: Eukaryota; Viridiplantae; Streptophyta; Magnoliopsida; Solanales; Convolvulaceae
Product: elongation factor 1-delta-like
Exons: 8
Coding region: 159-854 (231 amino acids)
Biological process (GO): translational elongation
Cellular component (GO): cytosol; eukaryotic translation elongation factor 1 complex
Molecular function (GO): guanyl-nucleotide exchange factor activity; translation elongation factor activity
Source: RefSeq, a predicted model, not a curated record
UUACAAAAUGACCCGAACCCAAUUUCGUUUGUAUAAAGUGUCGAAACCUAGGUCUUCCACUCCACUCGUAACAACACAGGCUUCGCAUCAGUUCUCUGAGCCUCUUUUCUCCUCGGUACUCUUGACAGCUUCUGGAUUUGUCACAUUAAUAUCUUGAAAUGGCUAUCGCAUUCUACAACCUCAACUCAGAUGCUGGCCUCAAGAAGCUUGAUGAGUACCUCCUGACACGUAGUUACAUUUCUGGGUAUCAAGCUUCCAAGGAUGACAUCACAGUAUAUUCAUCACUUCCCAAGCCCCCAUCAUCUGAAUAUGUCAAUGCUUCUCGGUGGUACAAACACAUUGAUGCACUUUUGAGGAUCUCUGGUGUAUCUGGAGAAGGUUUUGGGGUAAUCAUUGAAGGUUCUGCACCUAUCCCUGUAGGUGUGGCAACACCACCUGCCGCUGACACAAAGGCCUCAGCUGCUGAUGAUGACGAUGAUGAUGAUGUUGACUUGUUUGGUGAGGAGACUGAAGAGGAAAAGAAGGCUGCUGAAGAACGUGCUGCAGCUGUCAAGGCGUCAAGCAAAAAGAAAGAGUCUGGAAAGUCCUCGGUUCUUAUGGAUGUGAAGCCAUGGGAUGACGAGACUGAUAUGAAAAAGCUUGAGGAAGCUGUUAGAAGUGUUACGAUGGAAGGAUUACUCUGGGGAGCAUCUAAACUUGUUCCCGUUGGGUAUGGUAUUAAGAAACUACAAAUUAUGCUCACCAUUGUGGAUGACCUCGUGUCCGUGGAUGAACUUAUUGAGAGUACUCUCACUGUUGAACCUGUCAAUGAGUAUGUCCAGAGCUGUGAUAUCGUAGCUUUCAACAAGAUAUGAAUUUUCUGCACUAAGAAGUUGGAAAUUGCAGCUGCUUAUACUGCCUACCAAGUGAUAGUAAUUCUCAUUUGGUUUUUGUUUGACAUUCUCAGUGUUUCUUGUUAGUGUCUUCCUGGAGUUCUCCUGAUUUGCCUCUAUUGCUUUCUGGUUGUACUGACAGACAAAUUGUCUUUUUAAUAACAUGUUUUCGUAUUUGCAGUUGCCAAAGUA